UCAAAUGACCAAUGAAUCUAUCAGAUCUUCUCCUUCAUCCCAUCCAUCUUCUGCACACACAGCCAGUGUUUCACCAUCAGUGAGUGUUUCCCCAUUUACCAGUUUCCUAUCAAAUUCAACGGGAAUCACGACCUCUUUCACCACUCCUCAGUGUCACUGUCAGUGUAAUAGGGGUAUCUGCAUCUUCAACAUGACACUUGGUAGAUGUCAGUGCCAGUGUCAAGAGUCAAUCUAUGGAGAUUCCUGCUCUUUUGGAAAUAAUGAGAUUUCUCCCAGUGUUGAUACUGGAGCAAUACCAACCCGGAAAGCAAAAAUUACAUUGACAAUCAGUGUAACAUUUGAAGAGGAAUUUUAUGAUUUAAGCUCACCUCAGUCCCAAGCAUUUAUUCUUACAUUAACUAAUGAGUUGGAGCCCCUCUGCAAAGAAGCAGAUGCACAAAACUUUAAGUCACUGAGAGUCAUCAAGUUAAGUAGGUUUUUGUUCAUAUCAUAUACAUUUUUUUUGUAG
This is a messenger RNA of Thalassophryne amazonica, 508 nucleotides long. RefSeq names its product mucin-17-like. The transcript has 3 exons. The coding region runs from base 5 to 508 and encodes 167 amino acids. The record is from RefSeq and is a predicted model, not a curated record. Lineage: Eukaryota; Metazoa; Chordata; Actinopteri; Batrachoidiformes; Batrachoididae.